This is a messenger RNA of Dryobates pubescens (Downy woodpecker), 1904 nucleotides long. It is a transcript of the gene MSRB3, whose product is annotated as methionine sulfoxide reductase B3. Gene Ontology annotation, biological process: protein repair; response to oxidative stress. The transcript has 7 exons. The record is from RefSeq and is a predicted model, not a curated record. Gene Ontology annotation, cellular component: cytoplasm. NCBI's taxonomy places the organism in Eukaryota, Metazoa, Chordata, Aves, Piciformes, Picidae. The coding region runs from base 1 to 822 and encodes 273 amino acids. Gene Ontology annotation, molecular function: peptide-methionine (R)-S-oxide reductase activity.
AUGUUCAUAUUUGGCGUUGGCCGCCGGUGCCCAGGAAUUUCCCGUCAUGCUCCCCGGGCGGCGGGCCCGUCACUGCGAUCCCGGGGGGCGGGAGGGGCCGGGGCCGCUCGCUCGCUCGCUCCCUCGGGCCUCCCCUCAUGCGCGCUGCGCCGCCGCCGCCGCCGCUGCUCCUCUCUGUGCUUUGCCUGGUGCUGGCGGCCGCCGCAGGAGCCGCAGCUCUUGCCCCUGUUCUUUGCCUCUGGUUUUGUUGGUGAGGAUAUCACAGUGAUGUCUGCAUUCAACCUGCUGCAUUUGGUGACAAAGAGCCAGCCAGUGGCCCUGCGAGCCUGUGGGCUUCCCUCAGGGUCAUGUAGGGAUAAAAAGGACUAUAAGGUGGUCUUUUCCCAGGAGGAGCUGAGGAAGCGGCUGACGCCCUUGCAAUACCAUGUCACUCAGGAGAAGGGGACCGAAAGUGCCUUUGAGGGGGAGUACACCCAUCACAAAGCUCAAGGAACAUACAAAUGUGUUGUUUGUGGGACUCCUUUAUUCAAGUCAGAAACAAAGUUUGACUCCAAUUCAGGUUGGCCUUCCUUCUAUGACGUGAUCAGUCCCGACGUGGUUACCUUCACCGAUGAUUUCUCCUAUGGGAUGCAUCGGACUGAAAUAUCCUGCAGUCAGUGUGGUGCUCACCUGGGGCAUAUUUUUGACGACGGACCUCGCCCAACUGGCAAACGCUACUGCACAAACUCUGCUUCCUUAUCUUUCAAGCCAGCAGACAAGAGCAGCGCCGGGGAAGGCAGCGGCAGCGCCGGUCCUGCCCAAACAGGCAAAGCUGAGCUGUAGCACGAAGCAAAGACUGCAGACAACUGCACUGAUCCCACACGGCUUACGAGGAAUGUUUUCUAAGUUGCCUGCUCUCUUAUAUCCUAAGAAUGUUUAAAUGUAUGAAAGCAGUUUGCACCAUCCUUCUUCUUCCUCACCUUUCCAGAGCUGAGGCCUUGCCUGCUGGUGCAUUUACCAUAUAACUGGGUUGAGAAAUGUGUAGACUGAUGCCACAGGUUUUCCUUUCCUUCCUUUUCCUUUGAGAUUGCUUUGGGGAGUCCUUCAGUCGAGAGGCUUUGGCAUCAUUAGUUGUUAGUUUCUUUUUAGUGCUGUGUUACCCUGGGUUUGAAAACUAUUCCUUUUUUUUAUUUGCCUGGGAGAUGAGACUUGUGUUUUAUCUCCUCCAGCCUAUAGGAAACUUCUGGGCACAAGAAAGAUCCUGAAUUCCUAGCACAUCUCUGCUCUGUCCUGACUUGCGAGGCAUGCAGCCUUUGGUCAUAUGUAUUCAGCCAUCUCCCAGCAUCAGCCACACCCUGCAGAAACUUGUAGUUAUGGCUGUGCCUUCCCAACUGAGAGAGAUGGAUGAGAUGCAGAGCCCUUUGUUUGGCUGAUUUACUGCCAAAGUUUCAAGGGUGUAGCUGAAAGGAUGUAAACAUUGUCUCAGCAUCUAUUCCCCACCCCCUUUGUUUGGUAUUUAACUCAAGGUUUUAACUAGUAAGGCCGACUUUUGCAGGCUGCUAACGAGGCUUUGUCCUUUUCUGAGGCUUGGUCAGCAGCAGCAACUGAAAUCUGAAUUAAAGCUGAAAUCUGCAGGGGCCAUUGUAUGGACAAGUACAGAGAUGAACUUGAGAACUGAAGUAGGUGAUGGAUGACACUUGUCUCAGGCUUCAUCCUGUCAGUUGCCAGGAGGAUGCAGAAAUGUGGCAGUUUCUGCUAAGAGGGAGUUUAGGAAUGAAUGCAGCAGAAAGAGGGAGACCCUCCUGGAGAAUCUAGUUGUAAAGAUUAGCUGGUCUGGUAGCAUACUGCCUGCACAGCCUUUCAUCUGUGCAGUUGGGGUUGCAGGACAUGAGUGAGUGGGUUGAUUUAAGAAAUUAUUUGGGGGG